AUGGAUCCUGCAGCUAGUGAAGAGCAGAGCCUAGAAACAGAGCAGCUGAUUGAGAAACAAAGCUUUGAACCCGAUUGUCAAGGAAAUGUUUUGAAGGAAAAUGAUGAUGAAGAGAUUGUUUUUGUUAAUGAAGAAGAAGAUGAUGACUACGAAGACGACAUAGACAAAGAAGAUGUUACACAGGAAGUUGAAGAUGACAUCUUGGAAGGAGCAAGACACUCCUAUGAGCAAUCCAACAAUAAAGAGAAUAAUGUGAAAGAACAUGAAGAAGGAAUUGUAGAAGAUGAACUAUCUAGGGUAGAAAACUGUAAUUUGAAAAGCACACAGAAUGAUGUUGCCAUAACAAGUUGCCAACAGAACUAUGAUGGCAUUGAUAGCUACCGAACGAAGUUCAUGUACCUGGAUGAUAUUACUGCAAUCACCAGAAGGAGAGUGCUUUUGGGAGCACUACUAGUACUAAUCUUGUACUUUGUGCUUAAAGGCAUUCUUCCUCCCGUUAUAGGCGGAUUCAAGAUUUUAAAUCAGUGA
Solanum tuberosum (potato) is the source of this 528-nucleotide messenger RNA. Its product is annotated as homeobox protein 12-like. The record is from RefSeq and is a predicted model, not a curated record. The coding region runs from base 1 to 528 and encodes 175 amino acids. The transcript has 2 exons. NCBI's taxonomy places the organism in Eukaryota, Viridiplantae, Streptophyta, Magnoliopsida, Solanales, Solanaceae.